GGAUGGCGACACCGCCGGUCCCCCCGCGGGGCUGGUGACAGGGACCUUCCUGUGGGGACAGCGGUGGCAGGACUGCCACCACCGUGUGUGACACGGGGUGUCACCCUCAGCACGCGGCUGUGACAUCCUGGCUGUCCCCUCCGUGCCUCCCUGUCCCCUCUGCGGCUGUCUGUCUGUCCCUGUGUCGCCUGUCCCGCCCCAGGUGCCACCCCAAGUGCCACCCCAGGUGCCACCCGGGUGCCACCUGUCCCCCCCGCCCCGCGCUCUGUCCCCGCCUGUCGCAGCCCCAAGUUCAAGGUUCAAACUCCACGCGGCCCUUCCUGGGACUGCCGGCGACACGCGGGGACACGCGGGGACCGGAGGGGACACACGGGGACCGCCAGGGACACGCAGGGAAUGGAGGGGACACUCGGAGACCGCCGGGGACACGCGGGGAUCGCAGGGGACACUCGGGGACCCGGGGAAUUGUCCCCAUGCAGUGAGAGUGUCCUCUCACUGAGUGGGGACAAUUCCCUGUCACCGACCGCGCUGGGGGACACCGGCUCAGACGUGUCCCUGCCGAGCCCCUCGGGCACGGAGCGCAGCCCCCGGGACCCCGCUGGGGACACGGAGCCCGACGGGGACAAAGUGUGCGCCGUGUGCGGGGACAGGGCCAACGGGUACCACUUCCACGUGAUGAGCUGCGAGGGCUGCAAGGGCUUCUUCAGGCGCUCCAUCAUCAAAGGUGUCCGCUUCUCGUGUCCCCUGGCGCGGCGCUGCCCUGUCACCAAGGCCAAGCGGCGACAGUGCCAGGCCUGUCGCCUCCAGAAGUGCCUCGACGUGGGCAUGAGGAGGGACAUGAUCAUGUCGGAGGAGGCGCUGCGGCGGCGGCGGGAGCUGCGGGGACAGCGGGGACAGCGGGGACAGCCCGGGGGACAGCGGGGACACGAGGGACUGACGGCCGAGCAGCGGGAGCUCAUCGCGCUCCUGAUGGCCGCGCACCAGCGCACCUUCGACUGCAGCUUCUCGCAGUUCAUGCACUGCUGGCCCCCCGAGCACCUCGCCGUGUCCAGCCCGGGGAUGUCGCUGUCGCUGCCGGACGCGCCCUCGCUGCUGCCGCACUUCGCGGACCUGAGCACGUUCAUGAUCCAGCAGGUGAUCAAAUUCGCCAAGGAGAUCCCGGCCUUCAGGGGUUUGCCGCUGGAGACGCAGAUCUCGCUGCUGAAAGGGGCCACGCUGGGGAUCUGCCAGAUCCGCUUCAACACCGUCUUCAACACCGACACCAAGGCCUGGGAGUGCGGCCAGCGCUGCUACACCAUCCGCCACGGGGCCCUGGCCGGUUUCCAGCAGGUGUACCUGGAGCCGCUGCUCAAGUUCCACGAGAGCCUGCGGCGCCUGCGGCUGCACGAGGCCGAGUACGCGCUGCUGCAGGCCAUGCUGCUCUUCUCGCCAGACCACGCCGGCAUCGCCGAGCGCGACGCCAUCGAUCAGUUCCAGGAGAAGGUGGCGCUGACCCUCAAGAGCUACAUCGACCACCAGCACCCCCCCGAGGAGGGCAGGUUCCUGUACGCCAAGCUGCUGCUGCUGCUGACGGAGCUGCAGACGCUGAAGGUGGAGAACACGCGGCAGAUCCUGCACAUCCAGGACCUGUCGGCCAUGACGCCGCUGCUCUCCGAGAUCAUCAGCUGACACGGCCGCCCGUGUCACCGCCCGGUCCCCAAGUGUCACCCCCAGCUGCCUCCAGGCACAGAGUAAAGCUCCUUUAUUUA
Molecule: messenger RNA, 1748 nt
Organism: Haemorhous mexicanus (house finch)
Lineage: Eukaryota; Metazoa; Chordata; Aves; Passeriformes; Fringillidae
Gene: NR1I3
Product: nuclear receptor subfamily 1 group I member 3
Exons: 9
Coding region: 397-1668 (423 amino acids)
Biological process (GO): cell differentiation; positive regulation of transcription by RNA polymerase II; negative regulation of transcription by RNA polymerase II
Molecular function (GO): RNA polymerase II cis-regulatory region sequence-specific DNA binding; zinc ion binding; nuclear receptor activity
Source: RefSeq, a predicted model, not a curated record